Gastrolobium bilobum is the source of this 924-nucleotide messenger RNA. RefSeq lists its product as uncharacterized. NCBI's taxonomy places the organism in Eukaryota, Viridiplantae, Streptophyta, Magnoliopsida, Fabales, Fabaceae. Gene Ontology annotation, molecular function: catalytic activity. The coding region runs from base 1 to 924 and encodes 307 amino acids. The record is from RefSeq and is a predicted model, not a curated record. The transcript has a single exon.
AUGAAUGGCUUAGUCUGGAAUUGCAGGGGAGCAGCUAAGAAGCCUUUUAAAUCUACCUUGAGGAACUUCACAAAAAAAUACAAAGUAGGUUUGGCUGCUAUCCUUGAGCCCAUAAUCAGUGGUGCAAUAUCUUUGCGUAGAAUUAAUCAGCUAGGAUUCAAAUCCUAUUUGAUUGAAGAUGCUAUUGGUUACAUGGGGGGUAUUUGGUUGCUUUGGAAUAAAGAUCAAUUCUCAAUUGAGCUCAUUGAAAAGUCUAAUCAACUUAUCCAUGUUAACUAUUUUGACAGCAAUGGUAUGAAUUUUGUUCUAACUGUGGUCUAUGCCAGCCCCAGAGAAGAGGUGAGACAAGACCUUUGGAAGGACCUCCGUAGAAUAAGCAGUAAUUUAUCUAAGCCCUGGAUGGUAAUGGGUGAUUUCAAUGAGAUCAUGUAUGCUAGGGAGAAAAAAGGGGGUAUUCCUGUGAAUCUGUCCAGAUGUCUCAACUUUGUUGGAGUUCUUGAUGGUUACAAUCUGAUGGAUAUUGGUUGUGCAGGCUCUAAAUUUACUUGGAGAGGUGCUAAAUGCCUCCACCUGGAGAGAGUUUUUAAAAGGCUAGAUAGAGUGUGUGCUAAUGCUUCGUGGAGAACCAUCUUUGGAGAAGCCAAGGCUCGUACUCUUCCUAGAUUGAACUCUGACCAUAACCCAAUUCUUCUAUCUCUCUACCCUACUGAGUCUAAUUGGAGGGAAAGGCCGUUCAGAUUUUUGGCUGCUUGGCAGGACCAUGUUAAUUUCAUUCCUUUCCUCAAAUCUACCUGGAAUAUAAACUCCAAUAUUUUUGCAGCCCUGACCAAUCUGGUUGCUCCUCUCAAGGAUUGGAAUAUAAAUGUUUUUGGCCACAUCCAAACAAAAAAAGAGGACCUCAUCAACAAGCUUCAGAAGGCUUAA